Molecule: messenger RNA, 2582 nt
Organism: Hypomesus transpacificus
Lineage: Eukaryota; Metazoa; Chordata; Actinopteri; Osmeriformes; Osmeridae
Gene: arhgdia
Product: Rho GDP dissociation inhibitor (GDI) alpha
Exons: 6
Coding region: 95-709 (204 amino acids)
Biological process (GO): Rho protein signal transduction
Cellular component (GO): membrane; cytosol; cytoplasm
Molecular function (GO): Rho GDP-dissociation inhibitor activity; protein binding
Source: RefSeq, a predicted model, not a curated record
CCGGAAGAGCACCGUAGACAAGCUCUGCCGCUCCCUCAUCGCCAUUCACAGGCGCGUUCUUCAGCGUACUAGGAGCAGAAAAAAGCAGGACACGAUGGCGGAGCAGGAACCUACCCCUGAGCAGCUGGCAGCGUUGGCGGCAGCGAACGAGGAGGAGGGGGGGGUGAACUACAAGCCCCCCGCCCAGAAGAGCCUGGCAGAGAUCCAGGAGCUGGACAAGGAUGACGAGAGCCUGCGCAAGUACAAGGAAGCUCUGCUGGGGAACGCCCAGGCAGCUGCAGUAGACCCCAGCGCCCCCAACGUGCAGGUGACCCGCCUGACCCUGAUGUGUGAGACCGCCCCCAACCCCCUGACCCUUGACCUCCAGGGUGAUCUGGAGGCCUUUAAGAAGCAGUCGUUUGUGCUGAAGGAGGGAGUGGAGUACAGGAUAAAGAUAAGCUUCAAGGUGAACAAGGAGAUCGUUUCUGGGUUAAAGUACGUCCAGCACACCUACAGAAAAGGAGUGAGGAUUGAUAAGUCGGACUACAUGGUGGGCAGCUACGGCCCUCGGCCCUCUGAGUACGACUUCCUGACUCCGCUGGAGGAGGCCCCUAAGGGCAUGCUGGCCCGCGGCACCUACAACAUCAAGUCCAAGUUCACCGACGACGACAAGCACGACCACCUCUCCUGGGAGUGGAACCUCAACAUCAAGAAGGACUGGAAGGACUGAGACCGCUGCAUUUGCCCUCCCUCCCUCCAUCUUUCUCCCCUUGAGAUGAGAGGUGGAGAACUCUUCUCUCUACCUCCUCAUCUUUUAUCUAUCCCCUCUUUCCUUCUCUUCUUUCUUUUUCCUUCUUUUCAUUAUUUUGGGAUUCUCGAUCGAUGCCGUUGAUAAAGUGAUGAAGGGUCUUGCUCUCUCCGUCCAUCCCUCUUUCGCCCCUUCAUCCCUCAUUCACCCCUUCAUCCCUCAUUCACCCCUUCAUCCUCUCAUUCCCAUCACUUCAUCAUUCCAUUUCUUUUCUUAUUUUAUUCCUUUUCUAAUGAGUAUCGAGUCUUGACAAUAUAUUUGUAUGGAGACGGCAAACAAUGUUCUCAAUCAUGGUUUUGUGUGUUGACUUGUUUGUAUAUAAAAGUACAAAGAACAAAAACACUUAAAAAGAAAAAAGAUUCAUCUGUUGAUGCUCUUUAUAUGAAUAUUCCUGGAGUUUAGAUUUGUGAAUUUCAUUGUCCUUUUCUCUUUCAUUCCCUUUUUCAGUUUUGCCUACCUGUUUGUCUGAAUUUUAUAUAUGACCAUGUUCUGCCUUAGAGUAGUAACCAUGGGCAAUGCUGUUGUUGACCCAUGUCCAUGGUAACUAGUUCUAGAACCUGUCUGUGGAUGCUAUGAUUGAACGUUAUCCGGCCUCUUGUACAGAAACACUUGAGUUUCACACCUGUGGCUGUUUUGUACUGAUGUUAUCUCUAGCCAAUCAGAGGCCCUCUAGCACCCUGGUCACGGUGUGAGCGGGACUUCCCCUCCCUCAUCCUGAAGCCUUGUGGCCUUUGGUGGAAUCUCAGCAGACAGUCCUUGAUUCCUUCCCCCACCACCUGCUUCCUUAUCUCUGUUCAAACCAUCAGAAGAGAGGGACUGAGGGGAGGAUGCAAGGAGGGAGUGUUGAGGCUCAGCCCAGUUGUAGCUGGUAUAGUCACCUAGCUAGAGCCUUUACAGUCCUGACAGACCAGGAAGCAGUGAGACAUGAGGUUAGAUCACUGCACCACUAGGCAACUAGGAACCAGAGGACACCGGUUUUAUAACCUGGUGUCACCGAGGAGGGUGGAGUUAGUACCUUUUCAAACUUAUAUAGCUCAAAAACAGGGUAAACCCCACCCAUGGGGGCUGGACCGUGACACCUAGUGGUAGCCCUUAUUCUCUGGGGGUGUAAUUCCACCAGAUGGUUUUGUUGAUGACUGUUAUGUCACUGUUUGAUCACAUUGCUAGCUACAUUGUUCAUGUUAAGGACCUGGCUCACAUUGACCACAUCUAUUUUGGUCAAAUGUCAUCUAACCAGACAUCAGUGUUGUCAGGUGACCCAGACUGCCUCAGAAGAUAGUUAGGUGUGUGUGUGUCUCAUCUGGGCUGUGAGGAAUUCCACACGAUGGCUGUCCCAGAACUGACCUUUAUUCCCCCUCUGCUGUAGAACAUCCAUCAAUGUCUGUGCCUUUUUAUAUAACAGCUCCCAUCUCCACACACACACACACAGGCCUGGGCUGUACUCUACACCUCUAUCCCUCUGAGGUGACAGACAUCAGAUACCAGGAGAGGUGUUAGCUACAGUGUGUUGAGUGUCCCCAGUUUGAACUUUGACCCCCGCGUAAAUACGCACAGGCCUGUACUUCACCCAGGCCCUCUCCAGGCUUCAUAUUUGUAUACACUCCAGCGUCAUGGUGACGUGUCCCGUAGUUCAGCUAGUUAGGGGGCGGUCUCACAGUACACCAAAUCAGGUGUCCAUGACAAUGUUAACAAUGUUUCCUCUGGUUGGGAUUCUGUCUGUGUAUACGUUGUGUGUUUGUAUCAGCUGGCAGAUGUCUGCUCACCGUGUCGACAAUAAAGUGUUGAGACCCGAACA